UAAAAACUUUCGUAUAUAAGCUACAAAAAUGCAUCAUCUAUCGCCACCGCCAUCGCCGCAUUCACAGCAGCCGAGUCCAGCUGGUUAUGCGGCUGUUGCAGCUUUAGAUAAGGAUAAGCAAUGGAUGCAAAGAGCUUCGGCUUUCAAUACUGUGAUAGCUUCAGCUGCAGCACAGAAACUGAAUAGUAGAGAUCUACCUUUUCUGUAUAAUCCUUUACUAUAUUCGAGUGCUUUGCUAUGGCCUCAGUUUCUGCUAUCUUCGGCCUCGGCAUUAGGAACUCCUUUGACACCUAUGACACCAAAAUCACCAGCAUCGAUUGUGCUAAAUCAACGUGAUCGAGAUUUUGCUCUAACACCAGAGAAAGAACAAGAGAUUCAAAAUAAUAAUAAUAAUAAUAGCACUAGCAGCAUUGGCAAUCAAUUGCUUAUGCAACAUCAUCAUCAACAGCAACAACAGCAGGAGCUGCUACAGCAACAGCAGCAGGAUGAGGAUAUGCCAUUGAAUUUGAGUACUAAACAUUUGAAAUCUGAUUCGGAUCAAGAGGAUCAACACCACCGUCAUCAUCAUCAUCAUCAUCAUCAUUCGAAUAAUAGCAGCAGCAGUCGUAGCAGCAGCAGCAGCAAUGCCAGUUUAAGUGAUGUGGAGCAUCCUUUGCAAUUGGUUAGUCUAAACAAUGUGACACCGCCGCCAUUGAGGGCAGUGAAUCUAAAGAGCAAUGGCAGCGUAACGCCACAGCAGAGAAGAUCACAGGGUAAUAUUAUUUGGUCACCGGCCUCAAUGUGUGAGAGAUCAGCGCGUGUGGGUCGAGGAGAUUCCAAAAUGAAUGUCCACGAUGUGGAUGCUGAUGCUGAUGGGGAUGAUGCGAUGGACGAUGGUGAGGAGGAAGAAGAUGAAUAUCAUGUGGAUCCAAUUGUUAGAAAAUUUAAAUAUGAACGUAGAUCGGCUGCCUCAAUAGCAUCGCUUCAAUCGCCAGUAUCCUCAUUGACAUCAUCCCAACAACACCAGCAACAGCAACAGCAGCAGCAACGCCAGCAGCAUCAUGCCACAAAUGUCCAAGAUUUGGACUUUGAGACAGCUCAACAACAAUUGUAUGCCCAUCGUAGUGCCUUUAUGGCUGGCCUUACGGGCAGCAAUCUUGAGUUGCUUACCCAACAUUUAAAAUCGCAGCAACAGCAACAGCAGCAGCAGCAGCAUCAACAACAACAACAACAACAUAUUAAGGCUGAGGCAUCCAGUGAUCCGCAGGCGGCUCUGAUGGGUCUCGUUGCUGCGGCCGAAUUUGGUUAUAUGCGUAAUCAACACCAGCAACAACAGCAAGCUAACAGCAGCAAUUCGUCCUCUUUGGCACAGCAACAACAGUUGCAGGCGCAGCAACAACAUCCUGACUCAACUGCCACAGAUGUUGCACGACGUUCGUCCUCUUCAUCAUCAUAUCAAGGCGAAGGCGAGGAGAAACGUACCGGUAGAAAUUUUCAGUGUAAACAAUGUGGCAAGAGUUUCAAGCGCUCAUCAACCCUAUCCACACAUCUGCUCAUCCAUAGCGAUACACGGCCAUAUCCCUGCCAGUAUUGUGGUAAACGUUUUCAUCAAAAGUCCGAUAUGAAGAAGCAUACCUACAUACAUACGGGUGAAAAACCGCACAAAUGCACAGUGUGUCUGAAAGCCUUCAGCCAAAGCUCCAACCUGAUCACACAUAUGCGCAAGCAUACAGGGUAUAAACCCUUCGGCUGUGGCCUCUGUGAUCAAUCGUUUCAACGCAAAGUGGAUCUUCGGCGGCAUCGCGAGAGUCGUCAUGAGGAGGCGGCUCCCCUCACAGGUCCCUUAACACCACCACCCGCUAUCAAAAUGGAGGUCAGCAGUAGCAGUUGCUGAACACACACACACACAACAAUGAGAAAAACAAAAAACAAAACAAA
Drosophila willistoni is the source of this 1917-nucleotide messenger RNA. RefSeq names its product zinc finger protein sens. The record is from RefSeq and is a predicted model, not a curated record. The coding region runs from base 29 to 1873 and encodes 614 amino acids. Gene Ontology annotation, cellular component: nucleus. Gene Ontology annotation, molecular function: DNA-binding transcription activator activity, RNA polymerase II-specific; RNA polymerase II cis-regulatory region sequence-specific DNA binding. Gene Ontology annotation, biological process: regulation of transcription by RNA polymerase II. The transcript has 4 exons. Lineage: Eukaryota; Metazoa; Arthropoda; Insecta; Diptera; Drosophilidae.